AGUGGCUCCUCGCGAUCCGAACGCGCCGGUCGGGCAAACCCACGCGCCUGCGCAUAGUGCAAUAAUACAUAAUCCAAGAUGGCGGCAGGGGAUGUGACCCGGCGCGCCUCGAUCACGGCGCCCUCCAUGCACCGGCGCCCUUCUGCACGCCGCGGCUCCCUUAUUAAGAACCCGCAGACGCCCUCCCAGGAAGUGCCAUGGGACAUAAUCGACAGAUGUGCGUUGCCCGUAGUACUAUGCCAUGCUCUAGCCGUGGUGCUGUCAGCUCUUCUAAAUGCUUUGCAUAUCAGCCAAGUGUCCGUGUUCACCCUGUUUCUGUGGUUCGCCAUUUCUGUUACCGGAUCCUUGUGGUUCUACCAUAACUUGCAGGUGACUGCAGCUGGUAAGGCUGUACUUGUGACCGGCUGUGACAAUGUCCUGGGUAACGCGUUAGCCAGAAGGUUGGACGAUUUGGGGUAUCACGUGUUCGCGGGCUUCCAGAGCAAGGCUGGCAACAUUGACGCGGACAUGCUGAAGGAAGAUUGUUCUGGAAGGUUGCACACCCUGCAAUUGGAUGUGACGUCUGAAACACAGAUUCUGUCAGCGUCUCUAUACAUCGUGGACCACCUACCAGAGGGCGCGCAAGGGUUGUGGGCGAUCGUCAACUGUGAAUCUUGGUGCGCUCUUGGGGAACUAGAGUGGGUGCCGUUUUCAGUCAUCCGACGAGCUAUGGAAGUCAAUCUUUUGGGCCCUGCUCGCCUCGUCCAAGUGAUGCUACCGCUCGUACGAAGAGCGCGCGGGCGCGUGGUUCUCGCAUCGUCGAUCCUGACGCACGUGGCGGCGCCGGUGCGCGGCGUGCACGCGGCGUCGCUGGCCGCGCUCGAUGCUAUGGCGGCGUGCCUGCGCAGGGAGCUGAAGCCGCGCGGUGUUGAUGUGGUGGUAGUAGCGGCGGGCGAGUAUACGACGGGCAGCGCGUGGCUCAACGAAGAGAAGCUUCUGGAACAAGCGCGCGACAUGUGGAAGCGGCUCAGUGACGAACAGAAGGGCGCGUACGGAGAGGACUACUUCGAGCAAGCGCUGCGUAGCUUGGAGAAGUAUACGAAGAAUGCGGAUGCCGACCUAACAGCGGUAACUCGUGCUCUCAGUGACGGAGUGACCCGCACGUUCCCUCUGUCGCGCUACACGCCGGUCUCUCCGAGAGAGAAGCUCAAGUCCAUCCUCGCUGAACACAUGCCACGAUCGCUGUAUGAAGGAUUGUAUGCUGAUUAAAUGAAAACGAAUCUGUUUUUCAUUACAAGAUUUUUUGUAUUGUUGAAAAAUAAAAAUGACGUCUCAUAAAUUUAAACUUGCAAAACUGAAAAAUACUUGAAGGUCGACUUUGACUAUCGAUUGUAUUUAUAUUUUGGAAUUGUCAGAAAUAAUGUGAAAUUGUAAAUUGUAAAAAAGUAAACACUAAGGGUUGGCGCAAACGGGCCACCGACCACAUUCCCUGGUGGCCAGCGACAGGCACUUGACACUUUUUUCACUAUUUUCAUAUUAUAUUUUGCAUAGACCACACACGUAUAGCCGAUGGCAACCAUUCGCUACAGAAGCGUGCGCGACAAAAUAUGUGAAAAAAAUUUGGUCAAUAAUUCUAAUAGAGCAUUGUAUAGAACAC
Colias croceus (clouded yellow) is the source of this 1636-nucleotide messenger RNA. RefSeq names its product D-beta-hydroxybutyrate dehydrogenase, mitochondrial. Bases 79 to 1248 code for a protein of 389 amino acids. The record is from RefSeq and is a predicted model, not a curated record. The transcript has 8 exons. Lineage: Eukaryota; Metazoa; Arthropoda; Insecta; Lepidoptera; Pieridae.